Molecule: messenger RNA, 1098 nt
Organism: Vombatus ursinus (common wombat)
Lineage: Eukaryota; Metazoa; Chordata; Mammalia; Diprotodontia; Vombatidae
Product: trace amine-associated receptor 6-like
Exons: 2
Biological process (GO): G protein-coupled receptor signaling pathway
Cellular component (GO): membrane
Molecular function (GO): trace-amine receptor activity
Source: RefSeq, a predicted model, not a curated record
AUGCAUUCAGGUGAGAUACUCCAUGUUUCUAAGAGAAGAAUCGUGAGUAGCAGCUCUGAGUCCCAGUCAGCAGCUACACAGUUCUGCUUUGAAAAUGUAAAUGGGUCCUGUAUUAAAAAUCCCUAUUCCCAAGGACCCCGCGUGAUUCUCUAUGUGGUGUUUGGCUCUGGGGCUGUGCUUGCAGUGUUUGGAAACCUCCUGGUAAUGAUUUCUAUCUUUCAUUUCAAGCAGUUGCACUCUCCUGCCAGUUUUCUCAUUGCCUCCUUGGCUUGUGCUGACUUUUUGGUGGGAGCCACUGUGAUGCCCUUCAGCAUGGUGAGAUCGGUGUAGAGUUGCUGGUAUUUUGGGGAGACUUUCUGUACAUUUCAUAGCUGUGGCGACACAGCAUUUUGUUAUGCUUCCCUCUUUCAUUUGUGCUUCAUCUCCAUUGAUAGAUAUAUUGCUGUCUCUGACCCUCUGGUCUAUCCAACCAAGGUCACAAUGAAUGUUUCUGGGCUGUGCAUUGCUCUCUCAUGGAUGAUCCCAAUUACUUACAGUGGUUCUGUUUUCUACACAGGUGCCAAUGAUGAUGGAUUGGAGGAAUUAAUAAGUGCCCUCACCUGUGUAGGGAGUUGUCAGGUUUAUGUGAAUCAAAGUUGGGUGCUGGUAGAUUUUUUGUUGUUCUUCAUCCCCACCCUGGUUGUGGUCAUUCUUUACUCUAAGAUUUUUCUUGUAGCUAAACUCCAAGCUAGAAAGAUUGAAAACACAAGUUGCAAAGGAGAAUCUUCAUCCUCAGAGAGUUACAAAGCCAGAGUGUCCAAGAGGGAAAGAAAAGCAGCAAAAACAUUAGGCAUUGCGGUGAUUGCAUUUCUGAUUUCAUGGUUACCCUAUUCUAUUGAUGCAUUGAUUGAUGCAUUCGUAGGCUUCAUCACCCCUGCCUAUGUUUAUGAAAUCCUUUGUUGGUUUGCUUAUUAUAACUCUGCCAUGAACCCCUUGAUUUAUGCUUUCUUUUACCCAUGGUUUAGGAAAGCAAUAAAACUUAUUGUAACUGGGAAAAUCUUACAGGAUAGCUCUUCAACCAUGAAUUUAUUCUCUGAGCAAGGCAAAGGAUUAGAAUAA